This is a messenger RNA of Rhododendron vialii, 1182 nucleotides long. RefSeq lists its product as uncharacterized. Lineage: Eukaryota; Viridiplantae; Streptophyta; Magnoliopsida; Ericales; Ericaceae. The transcript is spliced from 2 exons. The record is from RefSeq and is a predicted model, not a curated record. The coding region runs from base 1 to 1182 and encodes 393 amino acids. Gene Ontology annotation, molecular function: nucleic acid binding; RNA-DNA hybrid ribonuclease activity.
AUGACAAGUGGGUUCCCUUUCUGCAUUCAAUCCACAAAACCUCUGUGGGUAUCCAAUAAAAAAGUUGCUGAUUUCAUCAAUCCCACCUCGGGUGAAUGGAGAAUUGCAAAGCUUAGACAAGUGUUAUCAGAAGAAAAAGUCCAAGCGGUGGCUAAUAUUCCCAUAUCAAAACUCGGAGGAGCAGAUUCGGUCGUAUGGGGUCUUCACCCUAGUGGGAAGUAUAUAGUCAAGAGGGGUUACCACAAGGCUUGGUCUGACUACAUUGUUUCUAAACCCGAGCGUCCAUCCAUGUCUAAUGUUCCUGGUCCUUCAUUUUGGAAUUUUUUGUGGAACCUCAAAAUCCCUCCCAAAUUGAAGCACUUUUGGUGGUGGGCCUGUCGUAACAAGUUGGCUACUAAGGAGAAUCUGGUACAAAGAAAAUGUGCAGCCUCGCCAAUCUGUCAAAGAUGUGGGAAAGCUAUUGAAUCAGAAGAGAUUGACAAAGGGAAUUUGGAGCCUGAUAUUUUCGCUAAAGCAGUCUUUUUGUGUUGGUUUAUUUGGAAGGCCAGAAAUGAUCUUGUGUUCCAAUCCUUGAAACAAUCCCCUAUUUCAACUAUUGCUCGUGCUAUGGGAGCAUGGGAUGAAUUUAUUUCAGCUACUGAGACCACUUGCUCUACCCAUCAGUCGCUUCAUUCUUCCCUACCUUUACCUUCUUCCCAUUGGAUCCCUCUUGGGGUUGGUUCUCUGAAAAUCAAUUGUGAUGCCUCUUGGUCCAGGGAUCUCAAGAGGGGAUGGGGUGGAAUUAUUUUGAGAGAUAAUCGUGGUCAUCUUGUUGAUGGGAGAAGAUUCAGGAUCUCAUCUACUUCGGCUUUCCUUGCAGAGGCCUCUGUUCUUCAUGAAGCAUGCCUUUUCGCCAAAGCUUUGAACCUUUCCUCUGUUUGCAUUGAGAAUGAUAAUGCGCAGCUUAUUUCUUUAAGUGUUUCAGAACUUGUUCCUCCUUGGGAAGCUUUGGCAAUUAUUUGUGAUAUUUGUUUGCUUGCUAGUGAACUGAGGCUUUCUUUCAACUGGACCCCCCGGAUAGGAAAUGAGGCUGCUCAUUGGAUUGCCUCCUCUCAAGCCUCUAGCUUAGGUCUAAAUUGGGUGGUUUUCCCCCUUGCAGUUUUGGUCUCUAUUUUAUGUAAUGCCACUCUUGUUUAUCAAUAA